This is a messenger RNA of Abrus precatorius (Indian licorice), 1787 nucleotides long. RefSeq names its product cold-responsive protein kinase 1-like. The transcript has 8 exons. The coding region runs from base 266 to 1438 and encodes 390 amino acids. Lineage: Eukaryota; Viridiplantae; Streptophyta; Magnoliopsida; Fabales; Fabaceae. The record is from RefSeq and is a predicted model, not a curated record. Gene Ontology annotation, molecular function: protein kinase activity; ATP binding. Gene Ontology annotation, biological process: protein phosphorylation.
ACUAUUUUCUUUCACAAUUCUUUCGCCCUUUCAGAUGAAUAAAGUGAAGGCUGUGAAAUUCUAUUUUAGACUGUUUAGCAAAGAAAUAAGCCAGGAUUGACUUUUCAUGAAAAAAGAAACAUAAAGUUUGACUUUCAUUUGCGUGCCCCAGAAGUUCUUCUAGCCCCUGCUACGACUGUGGCUCUCGAGUAGUUGAAAAAUUGAACCAGAGUUUCGUUUUCUCGAAGCACUGGGUUUGAUCAAUAGGAGCUGCAAGGUUACUCUGAUGACUUGUUGCUUUCAUCUUUUCAGAAAGAAAGGGUCUUCCUCAGCCACACGCUUGACGGGAGUUGAUAUAGAUAUUUCAGAAAUUCAGAAUGUAAAUAUUUACACUUACAAGGAAUUGCGAAUUGCCACUGAAGGUUUUAGUCUCGCAAACAAGAUAGGGCAGGGAGGUUUUGGAUCUGUCUAUAAGGGAAAGCUGAGAGAUGGUUCUCUGGCAGCUAUAAAGGUUUUAUCAGCAGAAUCGAGACAAGGGGUUCGCGAGUUCUUGACAGAAAUCAAGGUGAUCACUAGUAUAGAGCAUGAGAAUCUAGUUAAGUUGUAUGGGUGCUGUGUGGAAGACAACCACAGGAUUUUGGUGUAUGGAUAUCUUGAGAAUAACAGCCUAGCACAAACACUUCUUGGUGCAGGCAAUAGUAGCAUCCAAUUCAGCUGGCAUGUAAGGAGGAACAUUUGCAUAGGUGUUGCCCGGGGCCUUGCAUUCCUUCAUGAGGAGGUUCAGCCACAAAUUAUUCACAGAGACAUAAAAGCAAGCAAUGUACUAUUAGACCAACACCUCCAUCCCAAAAUUUCAGAUUUUGGCCUUGCAAAGCUUAUUCCACCAAAUCUUACCCAUAUUAGUACACGUGUUGCUGGAACAGCUGGUUAUUUGGCACCUGAGUAUGCAAUAAGAAAUCAAGUGACAAGAAAAUCCGAUGUCUAUAGUUUUGGAGUUCUGCUAUUAGAAAUUGUUAGUGGGAGGCCCAACACAAACAGACGUUUACCUGUUGAAGAACAUUACCUUCUUACAAGGGCAUGGGAUUUGUAUGAGGGAAGAGAACUCGAAAGAUUAGUGGAUGCUUUUCUAGAUGGGGACUUCAAUAUUGAGGAGGCAGUAAGGUUUUGUAAGAUUGGUCUCCUUUGCACACAGGAUUCUCCUCAGUUCCGGCCUUCUAUGUCCACUGUUCUUGACAUGCUUUUAGGUGAAAAAGAUGUGAGCGAGGAGAAUAUGACAAAACCAGGGAUGAUAUUUGAAUUUGUGGAAGCCACAAAUGAAGGGAAACAAAAAGGCAAGGCUGAAGUGGAUAGAACAUCUUUGUUGGUUGGUUCAGGGAAGCCAGACGAGUCAUCAUCAUCCGGAACUGUGAGCUCUUAUGCUACCAUGACCUUCACAGCGAUUUAUGAUCGAAGCAACUAGUUUCACUCUCACUUGCAUGCCCUUGUUUUUCUUCACUCUCGCUUCUAUCCGAAGUUGCCUAUUUUGGCUACAAACCAGAGUGCGAAUUUUUGUUUAAUAUCGUCUUCUCAUACUAUGUUAAUCAAUGAGAUUGAAUUCAAUUUUGGGAAGUGUCAAUGGUGUAGGCAGUAUAUCACCCUAUCAUAGUAUUUUGAACCAGUUAGUUGUUCAUGUUUUGCUUGGUUGUUUGUGGCUGUUAUGCUGCUCUUUGUUUCUGACAACAUUAAAAAUGACAGUUGUCAGAGUGAUUCUCCUGAAGCGGUGUCUCUUGUGAUUAACAGAUAUAGUGAGUGUAUCUUAUUUGAGAUUA